Colossoma macropomum (tambaqui) is the source of this 1524-nucleotide messenger RNA. RefSeq names its product chemokine (C-C motif) ligand 35, duplicate 1 (gene ccl35.1). Gene Ontology annotation, biological process: cellular response to tumor necrosis factor; neutrophil chemotaxis; inflammatory response. Gene Ontology annotation, cellular component: extracellular region. The coding region runs from base 217 to 519 and encodes 100 amino acids. Gene Ontology annotation, molecular function: CCR chemokine receptor binding; chemokine activity. The record is from RefSeq and is a predicted model, not a curated record. The transcript is spliced from 3 exons. Lineage: Eukaryota; Metazoa; Chordata; Actinopteri; Characiformes; Serrasalmidae.
AUGCGUGGAGUUUUUUUCACCAGCAUGGGUGAAUCAAAUUUUCCCCUGCAAGUAGUUCCUCUUCACAAGGGGUCUCCCCAUCAGCUGUGAUGGCUAUAAAGACCGACACUCUCUGCUGUGGACCACAAGGCAGCGAGUUCACCUUGAGUGGUCAUCUCACUACUGAAGAACAAGGCAUUUAUUCAGUGAUUUCUAUCAUCUGAUCAGCUGAGAGACAUGGCAGCCCUCCGUUUGCUCCUCCUGUCCGCUGUGGUGGUGCUGCUGAGCGCCGUCACUUUCAGUGAAGGUAUGCGUUACGGAUCUGCGCCUAAGAGCUGCUGCUUCGAUUACACCCAGAAAUCUGUCAAGCUGAGCAUGGUGAGAUCCUACAGCUUCACCAGCCAGCAGUGCUCCAAACAGGCCGUGCUGUUCACAUUGAAGAAGGGACGUCAGGUGUGCGCCAGGCCCACUGACCCAUGGGUGAAGGAUCACAUCAAGGCCCUGAGCAGCAAGAACAUCGGAGGCCAGGAGCCGCUGUAAGGGGGUACCCUGUGACCUUCCUCCUCCUCUUCAUUGUCGUAGAGGCACAGGUUAAGUGAGGAGUUUACAGAGCUGUUCCAGCAGCUGAGUCUGCAAAUGGAAAAGCCACUAACCAUUCAGUAUGUUAAAGCUAUCUAUCUAAUAGACACUGCAGUAUUCCGCACAUGAAUGUCUGAUUAUGAAUGUUUUCCCUUUUUCGUUUUUUCAGUUUUAUUUCAUGCUGUUAUUUACUGUGUUUGUGUUUAAAAAACACACCUGAAAGAAAUGUUCGUUCUUAUGAUGAUAUACUGAGGAAAACGAAGUGAUUUAUGAAGGAGAGCUAAACUUUUGUGUAAUCAGCAUUCAUACAAUAUACACACAAACAAAUUAAGCUUGCAUAAUGUUAGAAAUAGAUAAAAAAAAAAUACAAUUUCUUCAAUAAAAUGGCAAGGAACUCUUGAUUUGCAGUUGUACUGCAGAACAAACAAUAAAUCGUGCUUGUCAAAGGUUAAAUUGUGUAUCAUGCAAUUAAGUAAACCAAACCAAUUUAACAAACACUGACAUAAGUAAUAAUCAGUUACUGUUAAAGCUUUCAGGCUAGUUAUGCUGAGAAUAUCACGUGUGCUUAUUUAAACUUGUUGUAAACAGAAAAAAGUACCAGCGUGUCAGUCAGACGCUCGGAAACUGAACUUGAAAAAAGGAAGUCGCCUAAAAAAGGACGAAGUAAAACGUGUUAUGCAUAUCCACAUAUGGUCCUUUGAAAGAGGACUUUAAUCCCACUGAAUAUGAAAUCUGACUUUCUCUUGCCCAGUACUUAGUGCUGUGGUUAUGGUUUUUAAUGAUGUUGUACUGUUUUUUCUUUUACUUUGAUAUUUUAUUUUGUGCCUGUUUUUUGUUUUACUUUACAUUAGAGUCACUAUUAUUCAUGUUAAUGUUUACUCUGUUUACAUUAAACAUUUUUGAGAUUUUGGAACCAAAAUGCAAUGUGUCAAACAAAUAAAGUUCAAUAGGGGUCCAAGCACCAAA